Rhopilema esculentum is the source of this 1397-nucleotide messenger RNA. The record is from RefSeq and is a predicted model, not a curated record. NCBI's taxonomy places the organism in Eukaryota, Metazoa, Cnidaria, Scyphozoa, Rhizostomeae, Rhizostomatidae.
AUUAAUUUAUCGUCGACAGAUCAGAAUUCAAAAGCCAUGCAAGUACUAUUUAUCAGCCUUCUUCUUUGCCUGGUUUUACCACAACCAGGGAUAACAAAAGAGUCAAAAAGUAGUGGAGGACAAUGCGACACAGAUCUUGAUUGCCAGAACAAGGGACUGUGUCUUUCAUCGAAAGAUGACGAGAAAAAAAUGUCUGAAGACGAUGAUAAAGUUUUUGGAAAAUGCUUCUGUUUCGAAGGCCGCAGUGGAAAGAACUGUGAAAUCGAUGAAGCAACUGGAAAAACCUCAAAAAAAACCCACCUCAGCCAUCUACAGCCAGCCACAGAAAUGGCCUCGAGGAGAUUCGCCCUUUUUUUCCCUUCUAUGUUAAAAGCAACAGGACUGGAACCGAAGGAAGUGGCCAAAGAAGGGGCGGUUUUUUCUUUGUUCAACCCUAGGACAUCCCGUUUUGUGACUAUCGGGAAGAAGGAUUUCAUGGUGACUGACCCCAGUUCUGAUGGAGAGGGGCGAUGGUUCAAACUGGAAGAUGUUGGGGAUGGAAAAUAUAAAAUAAUUGCAAGAGAUAGCGAUGACACGACAAAUAAAGGUUAUUUGUACCUAUCACAAGUGACCAGGGGGAUUAAAAAGAAGAAUCGUCGUGUAAUGAGAAGUGAUGGUUUUGGGGCGGGAGAAGAAUACAAAUUCAAGUUCAUCGAGCACAAAAAGCAAAAUGGCAUUUACAAAAUCCAAUGCGAUGGACAAUUACUUUAUGCCUCAGAAGGAGGACAUAAUUUCAAAGGGGAUGUCAGACCCGACCGGGCAAGUUCUGAAGAGAUUUGGUUUCAGCUUAAUUUUGAAGAGAACAAAUCUAUCAAAGUUGUGAAGCCAAAAGACAAGUUAAGACCCGAUGUAAUAACUGACGAUAAUGCAAUUCAAGUUGACUAUGAUGAAUUCGAAAAUGGUGGUAGUAGUGAGGUGAAGAAAACAAUUAACAAGGCGGAAAAGAUUACAAGACUUGAGUCAAUAUUAAAGAAAUUGUCAACUACUGGAAAGAUAGGAACAGGAAAAGGUGUACCCUUUGUCAGUGGUGAGCUAAGUGUGACAGGAGAGUAUUCAAAAACAAAUACGAAGGGCAAGGACAACGAAUCAAGCUCAACAGUAGAGUUCACCAUCCCUAAAGAAAAGAAAGUUUGUGUUACUUACAUCUACAGAAUCUUACCAAGAUAUGACGAGCAGGAGCUUGAAAUCACCAACAAUGGCAAGAAAUUCAAAGGAUUCAAGUUAAUCGAGUCCGGAAGUACAGGCUCCUUUGCGAUGAAACUUAGGGAAGUUGAGCUUAGUGUCGAAUGUUAACUUCUUUAAGAACAGCUUUUGCCAGAUUUACUGUAUUGCAUAAAAUACAAGAGCUGGGGAUGCAA